[Torrubiella] hemipterigena is the source of this 945-nucleotide messenger RNA. Lineage: Eukaryota; Fungi; Ascomycota; Sordariomycetes; Hypocreales; Clavicipitaceae. The record is from the annotation of a GenBank genome assembly.
AUGCCUACGGUCACUGUUGUAAACGACCUCGUCUUUGGUAAUCUCGGCCCAUUGACCACGACGUUCACGGCGCCUACCACGUGCGCAAUCAUUGCGGCCCAACCAGUCAUCUACCAAGCAAAAAACACCAAAUAUUCCUUUGAUCCCAGAGACAUGGACGCAAUCAAGGUGUAUCCGGACCAAAUGCGCGUGGCCAGCGUCCGUUGUGGCGAAGAUCCUCGAGACCAAUGUCUCCCGUCGGCGGAGGGCUGGCAGAAGAGCCACACAUACGGACAAACACUUGCAUACAAUUACUACUCUCCUGGUGUCCACUGUCCGGUGGGCUACACAACAGCGGGCGUCAAGGCAGCGAGCUCUGCGUCGGGCAUCUUCACGCAGACGCGAACGUUUGCUGAAGCAUCAGGUGUGGGCCUCAACUGGUUCGCCCGCGAGUUCUUGUCGCCAGAAGAAACCAUGGUUAUCUGUGUCCCUUCCGGAUACACGGCUCAUCCGUUUAUCCCCGGAGUCGCCUCAUCCACCAUGUCGAUACCUGUAGAGUCUUACACGACCGUCUGCUCGGCGCCUCGCGUGACGCCCAACGUGGCCACGGUCACUAGAGAUGGAACGACCAAGAUCGAGGUUCACCCAAAAGAAACGGGUGCGCCAAACUAUGACACGCGGUAUAUCAGUGCGGCGCUGAAUCCAUCCACAUAUAUGACAGAAUUUGGUAGUGAGCCAGAUCAGUUCAGUGGCGAUGCCCAAGUCUUUGACGAGCGUCCGCUCAUUAUUCUGGUGCAUACUAAGGAGGAUAUGGAAAGGCACGGCGACCAGGGUAGUCAAAACGACACCAAAGGAGACGAUGCGGGUGGUGCUGGCUCUACUGCUCGGCCUAGUGCCUGGGCGUAUGCUGGUAUUCCCAUCAUGGCUGCUGCAGCGCUGGGCGCCAUAACGGGAUGGCAGAUGUAA